Molecule: messenger RNA, 1491 nt
Organism: Poecilia latipinna (sailfin molly)
Lineage: Eukaryota; Metazoa; Chordata; Actinopteri; Cyprinodontiformes; Poeciliidae
Gene: fxyd5
Product: FXYD domain containing ion transport regulator 5
Exons: 10
Coding region: 572-1042 (156 amino acids)
Biological process (GO): regulation of sodium ion transmembrane transporter activity
Cellular component (GO): membrane
Molecular function (GO): sodium channel regulator activity
Source: RefSeq, a predicted model, not a curated record
AGGGGGAGGAAGAUGUCUACUCUCAAACUCAGGGUCUCGAUUAUGUUAAAAAUAUUUUCAACACAUCUUGUGAUGCCAACUUUUAAUUGGUGACAGCUUUAAAACUGCGAUACAGUAAUUCCUACGGUGCCACAAAGUGCAACACGGAUACAUGUGGGAGGGCUGUGCGCACAAUAUGUCUCCUCAGUCACUCGGUUCUGACAAACAACAAAACAAGUUUCUCACAGUUUGACUUUAGAAGUAGGGAUCUGUUUUCCGUCACAUUGUUUGAAGAGUGUGAGCAACGACGUUCAGGGACUGAGAGAGGAAGAGGAAGGAAGCAGAAGUGGCCAUGUGGUGCUGAGCUUGAAAGCUUCCUGUCUGGUGAACAUUAACUGCACGUCUUGUUCCGGUGUCGUUGCAAUCAUCAUUUAGACAGGCUUUUUAUUGGACGCUGGGCAUUUUCGCAUUGUGCACAUUCUCUUGCCGUUGACAUGGCUGGAUGCUCAAAGUGACCAAACAGGUUAAUUGAAAAAAGGGGUUUUUCUAUUUGUAUAUUUACAAGGCCGUGCUGAUAUGUUUUCUGUUUGCCAUGUCAGAAGUGUCUUGGGCCCAGAGUCAAACACCCACAGAUCAAACGAUGUCUCCCACCAAACUUACGACUCCCACUGGAAACAGAACCACCACAAAUGUUGAAACCGCCCCGAAAAAUCUCCCAGACAAAACCACAUCUGGGCACAACACCCAGAACACGUCAGUCAGCUCCACCGUAUCCGAAGCAAGAACAACAGCUGUCACUCGGAAUGCAACAGAGCUUCAAACAAAGCCCAAAUCUGCUACAGUGUCACCGAUGGGGAAAACAACGGCCACAAAGAAAACUGUCUGGGAUCCAAAGUGGGAUGAACCUUUCACCUAUGAUUAUCAGUCUCUGCGAUACGCUGGCCUGAUCAUUGCCAGUGUGCUCUUCGUUAUGGGAAUUAUGAUCAUUGGCUGUGGCAAGAUCUGCCGGCUGCCCAAGUGUCACAAGAGGUCAUCAAACUCAUACCGUGUGGCCCAAGGAUAAGAAGAUGUGCAAACAAUGGCGGCCAUGGAAAGUUUCAAGAAAUUACAAAACGACUUAGUCCAUCAGCGAGAAAAACACUCGACUAACGCCUGGCAACGUGUUUGUGUGCGGACUGACGGGCUAAUUGUACUGCUUGGUAACUGUGGUGGAAGUUUGAGUAAACAAAUCUCGACUCAUGCUGAUAAAUGGAAAACCUGGACUUGUGUUCAUGUCUAUAAAACAAACUGUCCUAGAAAUUAAAUUGUCCUGAACAAGCUCACUCUGAUUUUAAUUAUGUCAAAUAUGAAACAAAUUUUUGUAAAAAAAAAAAAAGAAAAAAGUUAAUCACUAAAGGCCAUGAAUAAACAUAUUUGUACACCAAGGAAUGUUCAAUUUUUUUUCACAUAUGAGAAUUAAAACUGAAGCUGGGCAGUGCAGCAAACUCUAAAAACGGGAAAAAAAAAAAAAAA